This is a messenger RNA of Pocillopora damicornis (cauliflower coral), 1921 nucleotides long. RefSeq names its product cyclin-D1-binding protein 1 homolog. Gene Ontology annotation, cellular component: nucleus. The record is from RefSeq and is a predicted model, not a curated record. Lineage: Eukaryota; Metazoa; Cnidaria; Anthozoa; Scleractinia; Pocilloporidae.
AAUCCAAAGUCACGUGUUUUACAAUUCUCGGCAACACUCGGAAGCUCCCGUAAAUUAAACGGGAAUUUUCAAAAUGGCGGCUACUGGAAUUGAAGAGGUUCUGCAGUCUCUGAUGGACACUCUUGGACUUUGUGCCGAGAAAAUAAAAGAGGGAAGCUUAGGACAAGUGAUGGAGGACUUGGAGUUGAGUUUCUCUCUGGAAGAAUUUUGGAUGAAACUAGGCAUGACCUUCAGGGCUAUUUCUAAAGAAGCAACUAAACUGACCAUUUCCUUUUCAAAGCCUCCAGUACCAUCAGUUGAUGAACUACAAUGCCUCUUGACUGGAUUUGAGACAUCAGUUGUGGCCAUGUUGACAAUAUUUCGUUCUUUACCAAUAUCCCAAGGGAAAUAUCUUCAUAAGAAACUUCAGGAAUCUGUUCUGACUGUGGUGGACGACUGUCAAAUUCUUGCUGCUUCGUUUAUCAAGGAAGGCUGUUCAAGUGUUGCCAGUGCAAAGACAAAAUCAACAGGAACUUUGUGGGAACAUUGUGAUGGUUUUCAACACCUUCCAGCAGAUGACAAACAUGCAGUUUUACAAGUAUUUCAUUCAAGUUCAGAGUUGAUCAAAGAUGCCCUCACUGAGUUAAAUGAGGCUCAAAAAUGUAAUGGAUGUCAAGAAAAUGAUUGUGAUGAAGAUGAUAAUGCAAUAAACAAAGAUGGUUGGUCAAGUGAAGAUAAAUUAUUGGUUCCCCCUUGUAUAGGGCUUGUCAAGGCAUGUAGGUCAUGUCUAAAGAAAAUUUCUGGUGCUGUUCAAACUUCAGGUCAAGUCACAUCAGUGGAAAAUAUUCAGCAACUAGAUUCAAUGGCAGAUGAAAUCCAGAGAACUAGUUCAAGUGUUGACGAUGUCGUCAUGAGUCUGUACAGUCCUAUGAAUCAUCACAAUGUUUCUGAAUCAGCCUCUAAGCUGUCCCACCAGUUGAAAGAGAUACUGAACAAAGCUAGGGAUUCUCAUUUUACGCUGGACUCAGACUCUUCUUGGCUCGACUUUCUAACCAAGGCAAUAGACCAUAAUAUGAACAAGAUUACAAGUGUUCUCCACGAGCUAGAAGAGACGAAUACAUGAUCCUCAAGAACUUCCAGCAAAAUGUAAUCAAGACAUGUUAACUAACAGACAUGGUUCAAAUCAGCAGAGGAGCUUAUGAAUACGUUGCUAGUCAAGUCGCAAAAUUAAUGAAUCACAAGAACUCAAAAUCUUGAGUUUGAAUCUAUUAACUUGGAAUUUGUCAUGAAACCAUAAAAAAAUACUUUUUGUUUAAUUAAUCUGCAUUUUUAUGGCGCCUCACUCUCAUUUAUGUAGCUAAUACUCAGCGAUUUGUCCAGCAAAUUCGCCCACUCCUUCGACCAAUCAGAUUCAAGACUAAAACUAGUCGCAGCUUGGUCACUCGCGUUUUCCCGCGCUUUAGACAGUUUGCUUGAAUUAUUGGCUCCUUAGGAUGUACUCCUCUUUCUGAUUGGUCAUUGUGACUGCUUUGGCGUUGGCUUUACGACACUCAGUCGAAAUGUGCUUUAUUCUAAACAGCUCACACGAACGCAAUGUAGGAGAAAAAUAGCAUGUGUAAUUUCCUUUUAACCGCCGUUUGAAAUCCAGAGAGGUGCAACAGUUUGCUCAGUUUCGUUCAUUGCGCGGACACUGAUUCCCAGAAGGACUUGUAGUCUAACGCCCAGAAAUGAGCUGCGUGGAGGGUGUGCAAGUCAUUUUAACAUCACAGUGAAAUUUCCCUGAAAUAGCUAAAAAUAUUGAAGUAACUGUAUGCCAAAGUAGGAAAAUAUCCAAGACGUUGGAAUUUAAUAAAUAUGAACAAGGAGAUGAAGAUUGAUUAACACGGAUUGUGAAUAAAAGACUUGGAGAUAUUUUGGCUGUAUCUUCGAAGAGAAAAACAGA